UUUUUUUUGGCAUUAUAAGUUGUUAGGCUCUUCUCCCUCUGUGGUCGCAGGUUCGAAUCGCAGAUUCUGUUUACCUGUUAUUUUUUUCCUGAAGAAUAUCCUGGUUAUAGGCGUGAUGGCCUUUCGAUGCCCAUGGAGGCAACAGGUGCUUGGAAUUAUGCUCUUUAUUUUUCUCUCUGUCGGCCGAUCGGAACAAUUUUCAAUAAGCCCUUCCGCCACUGCCAACGCUGUCUCUGAAUUGACGGAUUCAAUCGUACGAUCCAUGGGCUGGAACGCCGAGGAAGUGAAGAUCGUGGAUGUAGAUAAGCUUGAGCCGAUGUUUGGCCACGCGACGCUGUACGAGUUUGAUGUUCAGAUAGGGAAGGGUGUAAUUCCUCUGAGGCUAUCUGAAGAAGUAAAAUCAUGGAAGUUUCUCGAAGAAUCUACGGAAGUAAUAGGAGGAGAGCCUGAGAAUGGGCUGAUGAAAGAAGCAGAGCAAUUUGCGCCGGUUUUAUCCCCCUUUCAGCUGGCAGGGCCACUGGAAUUGUGGAUUCAUGAUGCCGAUCAUAUGCGCCUUUCCGUACCGCAUGAUGUGGAAGCUGGGAUAUUGAAGAAAGUAAUGUUAGCAGAUGGAGCUGUGGUGACUGUUGUAGGUGCCAGAGAAUUGAGCCUAAGACAACCCAUCCAGUUGCCUUUACCGAUUAGCACCGCCACUGAGGAUGGUAAUCUUGCUCUCAAUCUGAUUGAACUUGCCACAAAGUUAAGGCGUGAUUCAAGCAAUCAAGAGAAACCUGUGUCUCUGCGAAUCGUGGGUCCAACUUCACUUGCUGCAUCAUCCAUCAAUGAGCCGGAUUCAACAUCAAGUAAGUUGAAGGUGAAGAGACUAGCCCCUGGAUCUGUUGAAUUGAGAUCUCGCCAAGAGCAGGGGAUGCAAACUCCAGUAUCAUUGGAGGUUGAUGCCAAUUCACUUGGUCCAAAUGAUAUGUGGAUGUGGCCUCUACCAUCACUUAAUGGCUCUGAUCCUAAACUUCGUGGCAUUGAAGAACUUCUGAGGGCAAUCUUGGGUCCCAAUGCCCAACAGAAAGGAACAAUUAAAUUGUUAAAGGCACAAGCUGCAGCAGCAACUUUUGUCAAAGUGCAAUUUGAGCUAGAAAAGAAAGCUGGAAACGACACAUUUAAUAUGGAGACUUGGCCGGAGUGGAGAACAAAGUCCUCUGUUGUGCGCUUGCAGUUUGAGCUGACAGGUAGGGUUGAAGGUGAUAAGAUUUUGCCACUGAAAGUGCAGCAGAUUGAGCCAGUUGCUAUUAUUGAAUCUUCCUCAUUUAGAUCUUUGACAGGAAAUGUCACAUUUUCGAAGAUUCCUCUUGGGUAUCCUCCCGUCUCUCCUUUUACUUUGUAAUUGAAGAGUGCAGGCCUUACCUAAAGAGCAUACCACAUGUUCCUGUAUUUAACGUGAAUGCUCAUAUCUGGUGUUCAAUUUAAAAUAUACUAGUAAGCCUUGUUAAAGGUCUCCCCAGAAGUUUUACCCUAUCUCAAAUCAGAUGCAAAAUAGCACUUGAAUGAGAAUUUUUUCAUUUGCCUGUUUACCAUUGUACUGAAAUUUAUGUUUUCACCGUAUAUUGAAUUUUUUAAAGAAUUAAUUA
Cryptomeria japonica (Japanese cedar) is the source of this 1622-nucleotide messenger RNA. RefSeq names its product protein TUNICAMYCIN INDUCED 1. Lineage: Eukaryota; Viridiplantae; Streptophyta; Pinopsida; Cupressales; Cupressaceae. The record is from RefSeq and is a predicted model, not a curated record. The transcript has 3 exons. The coding region runs from base 116 to 1378 and encodes 420 amino acids.